AUGGCUGAGAUUGUUGAGAAGCUGGGUCCUGUUACUGUCACUCUUUCUACUCCAGCUUCUAUCCCAGAGCAGAAAAAUCUAAUGCAUGAAGUUUCAGCUUGGAUACAGACAGAGCACUGGUUGAAGCCAACACAUGAUCAGAUCUGGAGAGCAUGGCUUCAAGAGAUACUCAUUCUAGAUCUUGGAUAUUCUAUCCAUGAAAUGGGAUCAGAUGCUUGGCAAGGUGAUGAAGAAGAGUAUGAAAGACAGGUGAAAUUAGCAGCUCAAAGUGUGUAA
This is a messenger RNA of Fibroporia radiculosa, 276 nucleotides long. RefSeq lists its product as uncharacterized. The record is from RefSeq and is a predicted model, not a curated record. NCBI's taxonomy places the organism in Eukaryota, Fungi, Basidiomycota, Agaricomycetes, Polyporales, Fibroporiaceae. The coding region runs from base 1 to 276 and encodes 91 amino acids. The transcript is spliced from 2 exons.